This is a messenger RNA of Cutaneotrichosporon oleaginosum, 306 nucleotides long. RefSeq names its product mitochondrial 54S ribosomal protein uL30m. Gene Ontology annotation, cellular component: mitochondrion; large ribosomal subunit. The record is from RefSeq and is a predicted model, not a curated record. Gene Ontology annotation, biological process: translation. Gene Ontology annotation, molecular function: structural constituent of ribosome. Lineage: Eukaryota; Fungi; Basidiomycota; Tremellomycetes; Trichosporonales; Trichosporonaceae.
AUGCGCCCCUCCCUCGCCGCCCUCAAGCCCACCCACUACCUCAUUACGCUCGUGCGCUCUCCGCGCGGCCUGCCCCCCGCCUCGGCUGCGACGGUCACGGCGCUCGGCCUCUCGCGGCUGCACCAGAGCGUGCUGCAGCCCAUCGGGCCGACGGCGGCCGGUAAGAUCCUGCGCAUCAAGGAGCUCGUCACCGUCCGCAACGUCACUGAAGAGGAAGGGCUGGCGGCGUGCGCGCGCCGUAGGCCCGAGGGCGCGGGCGUCGAGCCCAGCGGCCGCGUUUACGGAGGAAGCAAGCCCGCCCAGUAG